Molecule: messenger RNA, 699 nt
Organism: Knipowitschia caucasica
Lineage: Eukaryota; Metazoa; Chordata; Actinopteri; Gobiiformes; Gobiidae
Source: the annotation of a GenBank genome assembly
AUGCCUAAAAACCUGACGAGUCCCCAGGAAGCUGCACCUUGUCAGGACAAGUCUUUACAGGCCCAGCCAGAGCACAGCGAGAGCACAGCCAGAGAACAGUCAGAGCACAGCCAGAGCACAGCCAGAGAACAGCCAGAGAACAGCCAGAGCACAGCCAGAGAACAGCCAGAGCACAGCCAGAGCACAGCCAGAGAACAGCCAGAGCACAGCCAGAGAACAGCCAGAGCACAGCCAGAGCACAGCCAGAGCACAGCCAGAGCACAGACAGAGCACAGCCAGAGCACAGCCAGAGCACAGCCAGAGCACAGCCAGAGCACAGCCAGAGCACAGCCAGAGAACAGUCAGAGCACAGCCAGAGAACAGCCAGAGAACAGCCAGAGAACAGCCAGAGAACAGUCAGAGCACAGCCAGAGCAUAGCCAGAGCACAGCCAGAGCACAGCCAGAGAACAGUCAGAGCACAGCCAGAGAACAGCCAGAGCACAGCCAGAGAACAGCCAGAGCACAGCCAGAGAACAGCCAGAGAACAGCCAGAGAACAGCCAGAGAACAGCCAGAGCACAGCCAGAGAACAGCCAGAGCACAGCCAGAGAACAGCCAGAGAACAGCCAGAGAACAGCCAGAGAACAGCCAGAGCACAGCCAGAGAACAGCCAGAGAACAGCCAGAGAACAGCCAGAGCACAGCCAGAGCACAUCUCUGA